Macrosiphum euphorbiae (potato aphid) is the source of this 891-nucleotide messenger RNA. Lineage: Eukaryota; Metazoa; Arthropoda; Insecta; Hemiptera; Aphididae. The record is from the annotation of a GenBank genome assembly.
AUGUACGCGUUGCAAACAGUCGGUAGCACGACCAGCUCCGUCAAAGAUGACACGGAGGUGUUGGAAUUGGACGAUGUUGGAAACUCGAUAGUCGAGCAGAUCAUCAGCAACAGCAACGCCGUCAAACGCUCGGGGAACCUAACAGCAAAUGGCUAUCAAUCUUCUCAAACUCACCCAGCGAUACAUAAUUAUGAGCGAAACAACGUCCACAAAGAUCACACUGGUUUGUGUUAUUGGACGAUAUUUCAAGCGGUUGGACUUACGUGCGUCGCCAUAAUUAUUUGUCGAUCCGUCAUAUAUCAACACGGAUAUUUCGAUGUAUCUCCCAACAGGAACUCAACGUCCAUUACUAAAAGCCAAUUUUGUAAUUGGCAUUACUCGCUCAGCACACUUGGAUUCAUAUACCUCUAUGCCAACUCAAUUUUUAUGAUAAAAUCCCACAAAUCAAAAGUGUCGCUGCCGUACUUGAUGUUGCACACGUUCGGGUACCUCGUGUCAGCAUUGGGGCUGUGCGCCAUGUACGUGCACAAGGAAAUUGGCAAGCCCGAGGGCAGCGCGUUUUACGAGGGCCAUUUAUAUUCAGUACAUUCUUGGACCGGUGUGUUGGCAGCCGCCCUGUUCACGGUCCAGUGGCUGUCCGCCGCCGCCACGUUCAUGAUGCCGUGUCUGCACAGCAUAGGGUUACCACUGGGAAAAAUGUUCAGCCUGUAUACCACCAUUGUGUCGACCACCUGCCUCAUAGCUGGAGUUAAUCAACACGCCAUGAAGACGUUAGCAAACGAUUACAGAACAUAUUCAAUUGAGUCAUUAAUUUUGAACGGGUUUGGAAUGCUUGUUAUAGUUUUUUUAUUUUUAAUUAUUUACAUGGUCAUAAAACCGAACAGAAAUUAA